Messenger RNA from Gadus morhua (Atlantic cod), 3472 nucleotides. It is a transcript of the gene pibf1, whose product is annotated as progesterone immunomodulatory binding factor 1. Bases 329 to 2602 code for a protein of 757 amino acids. Lineage: Eukaryota; Metazoa; Chordata; Actinopteri; Gadiformes; Gadidae. Gene Ontology annotation, biological process: cilium assembly. Gene Ontology annotation, cellular component: microtubule organizing center. The transcript is spliced from 18 exons. The record is from RefSeq and is a predicted model, not a curated record.
AAACUUUACUCCACACCCUCAGAUUUGAGUCCGUUGGCGGCUCCAUGGUUGGCGGUCCCACGGAUGUUUUCCAGCGGGAGGCUUUAAAAACCAAAACAGACCAUCUGUCCCUGUCAGCUUUAACGUGUAAUGGUGUAGCCUCACCAGUUCGGGUGUUUGGCAGCCGUCUUUAAGAGCUCUGGGAAUAGAUUGGCUUUGUUCUUUCAGCUUCCCUGCCAUUGUACAGCGAAUAAUAAUGCGAUAUCCUUGAACUAUUUUCGUUUGAAUCCCGAUUCUCUUAUUCACUGACUGCUUUAUGCUGCAGUCUAUAUCACGUUAAGGACAAAACAUGCCACCCAAAAAGCAGCAGAGAAAGCCCACGGCGAACAUCUCCAGUUCCCUCGACCUGGAGUCGGAGGAUAUCAGCCUGGAGACCACGGUGCCCACAGAGGACAUCUCCUCUUCCGAUGAGCAGAGGAACGGGUCGCAGAAGGUCACCCGACAGCUGAUCGAGAGGAAAGAGCUGCUCCACAACAUACAGCGGCUCAAGAUCGAGUUGUCUCAGAAGAACCUUGCUAUAGACAACAUGAAAGUCGACCAUCUGACCAGUAUUGAGGAGUCGGAGGAAAGACUCAACGAUGCACUUCACCAGAAGCAGGUCUUGGCCCUGCGAUUGGACAGCCAGCUGAAACUAGCCCAGGAAGAGAACAGGAAACAGCAGUCCCUGCGUAAGCAGGAGAUGGACGGCAUACUGCAGAGGCAGCAGCAGCUGGAGGAGACCAACCGCCAACUGUGUGACAGGGCGGGCCAGCUGCGGAGGUCCCUCAGGGAGCUGGACAUCUCCCAGGCCAAGUACCAGGAGCUGCAGGCUCAGCCCGACGACAAACUCUCCAUCCCAGAAUACGUGGCGAUGCGGUUCUAUGAGGUGGUGACCCCCCUGCGGGGCCAGCUCACUGACCUCCAGCUCAGGACCGGGGGCCUGACGGAGGAGCUGGACACACACAGGAACCAGAGCAAGACUCUCAUGGAGAGCUAUGAUGAGGAGCGGAGGCUGCGUACGGAACUUGAAAUGCGUUGUCAGAGACUGACCCUGGAUCUGGCCGACACCAAACAGAACAUCCAGGAAGGAGAUUACCGGCGAGAGAACUACCCCAGCCUUAAACGGGAGCGCGAUGGCUUAGAGGUGGAGGUGAAGGAGCUGAGGAGGCGAAUGGAGACCCUGGACCUGGCUCACAGCGGCCAGAGCAGAGAGAAGGAUGGUCUCAGCAAGGAGGUGGCAGCGUUGCAGCAGUCGGUGAGCCUGCUACAGAAGGACAAGGACUACCUCCACAGGCAGAACAUGGAGCUUAGCGUGCGCUGUGCACACGAAGAGGACCGUCUGGAGAGACUGCAGGUGCAGCUUGAAGACACCAAGAGGGCCCGGGAGGAGGUGUACGAGAAAUAUGUCUCGUCCAGAGACCAGUACAAGAGCGAGUAUGAGGCCAAGCUGAGGGAGGAGCUGGAGAGCAUCAGGCUGAAGACGGGCCAGGAAAUAGACCACCUGCAGAGGGCCUCCAGGGAGAUGUACGAGAGGGAGAACAGGAACCUGCGUGAGGCGAGAGACAACGCUGUGAUGGAGAAGGAUCGGGCGGUGGGCGCCGAGAGAGAUGCUCAGUCCAGAUACGACCAACUGCUGGAACAGUACCGCCAGCUGCAGCUGGGGACGGACAGCCGCGUGGCCGAGCUGUCCAACCAGACCAAGCUGAGCUCGUUCGAGGCGGAGCGGGCUCACAUGGUCCAGGAGGAGACGGCCAAGGCCCUGGGCCUGUGCCAGGUGGAGUGCGAGAAGCAACAGAAGAAGCUGGAGAUGUUGACGCAAGAGUUCUACGGGCUCCAGACGGUGUCGGAGAAGCGCGCGGUGGAGCUGCAGGCCCAGAACGCCGAGCAGGCCGCCCGGCUGCAGACCUAUGAGAGGCUGGAGCAGGAGCUGGACCAGGUCACCAUGCAGGCCGCCGAGAUCGAGAACGAAGAGGAGGCGGAGAGGGUGCUCUUCUCGUACGGCUAUGGCGCAAACGUUCCCACCACGGCCAAGAGGAGACUCCAGCAGAGCGUUCACCUGGCUCGCAGGGUGCUCCAGCUGGAGAGACAAAACACCUCACUAAGGAGGGAGGUGGAGAAACACACCACACAGACGGGUCACAUCUCUGAGGAGCUGUCCACAGCCAAUCGGCUGCUGCAGCAGACCCAGCAACCCUACAGCUACCUGAUAGAAACCGUGCGGCAAAGGGACGCGCAGGUCGCCUCCCUCAAAGAGCAAGUGGCCUCCCUGGAGGACAGCGUGAGCUCCCUGCGGAAGGAGCGGACAGCCUUGCAGCAGGUGCAGAACAAAAUGGCGGCGGAUUUGGAGAGACUUCUCAACCACAGAGAGGAGUUUGCCGUGAUGAAGCAGGUGCUGAUCAGCAUGCGCUCGGGACAGGGGGAUGAGGCAGGGGACCGCCCCACAGGCCCCAGGGACCGUCGUCCAAAGCACCACAUCGGAGCAGAAGAGGUCGCGGAGGGGCCGGCCAGGCCGAAACCCACCGUGUUCACCAAAAAGGAGGUUCCCGAUUGGUAUCGGAAUAAACGCAAUACCCAGCCUAAAUGACACAUGUUGUUACUGUAUAUAAUUAUGUUUGGACUGUUUUAUGUGCUGAGCCAUGUUUUAGUAUAGAUGAAAGAAGGAUGUUACAUGUAACAAUACUAUCAAAUGUCAAUCUUUUGUAAUAACAUAAAGAUUUUUUUAUAGAUUCUUGCUGGUGGCUUCUUUUGUUCAGAAGGCCUUCCGUCUGUAAAACCAGAAGUAUCACCUUUUCGAUAGAACACUCAUUCCAUACUGAGUCACUGGAUAAUAAUCCAUGUGUCAAGACACAAUGAGUCUUGGCACAGCCGUCAUUAUUAUUAAAGGUUGGCAGAGGUUAAUUCAAGGUGGGCGGACGAGUUCCAGCCGGUAGUCCUGUGAUUGGUAGCCUAAUCCUUUCAAUCAUAGAUAAAUAGUUCUGAAAAACUGUGGCCUUGUAGCAAAGCUGUAAACGGUAAACGGUUUUGUAAACUGUAAGUGCGUUUUAAUUCCCCAUAGGACCACUCUUCAGGCACCAAUGUGCAUAAGAAACGACUUUGCUAUUGGGCUAUACAUGUUUUUUUUUUUGCCAAUCGCAACGCCUGCUGCCCAAAAGCGCACGUGCCAUUAUACCUUACACAUUGCACGUUUUGAACAUUUGUGGGAAAUAUGACUUUUUAUUUGUUCUAUGGCUUCCUCAUGUAUUUAGUAAGCCAUUACUGGCCUAGUAAGUAUAGGGUGGUGGCUACAAGCUGGCCGGAUGGCCCGCCAUUUCACAUGUUUCAUUUCUUCAGCGGUUGAUUUGUAUGAGUCAAGAGUCAUUUGGUUUUAAAUAUAGACAUACUGGACAUACCAUUAUCAUUUCAGAACCAAGAUCUUAUUGGUGUCAUAUUAAACGCAGGCGGCUGCUUGAAUGAA